Molecule: messenger RNA, 1111 nt
Organism: Geodia barretti
Lineage: Eukaryota; Metazoa; Porifera; Demospongiae; Tetractinellida; Geodiidae
Source: the annotation of a GenBank genome assembly
UUAGAACACGCUAAGUGCGCUCUAAUUGGACAAAACGGAGGAUGGCGAGCGAGGUGCAACUUGAUGCCCUGCCGUACGUGGACCAGGGAUAUGACGAGCCUGGAGUGAGGGAGGCGGCGAUGCAGUUGGUAGAUGAAGAGACGAGGCGGUACAGACCAACCAAGAACUACCUUGAUUUCCUACAACCACCCAAAUCAACUUUUGAAACAGACAUUCUGAGGUCAGAGUUUGAGAGAUUGGCUGCUAGGCAACCGAUGGAGCUGCUCAGCAUGAAGAGGUACGAGUUGCCCCAACCAGCUGCUGCCCAGAGGAAUGAUCUGAGUGCCUGGGUUGAGAGCGUGGAGAAUUCCAUGGCUCAGUUGGAACACCAGUCAGGGAGGAUUGUAAACCUGGAACUGUUGUUGAAAUACAGCAGUAACGAAUGGAGAAUGAACAACAUGACUCUGACUCAUAUGGUUGGGAGAGAACAACACUAUCUGAAAACCAUCAGACAAGAGGUCCAGGGAAUAAACUGGCAGAGAAAGACUGAGCAGGUGGCAGCUGGAACUCAGCUCUCCACGCUCACCGACCAUUGGAACAGUCUCGUCAGAAAGAACUACGAACUUGAGCAGGCGUGCACUGAUCUGGAGAAAGAAGCGGUGGAACUUGGACUGAAACAAGGCGGACGACUCCAGCCUACCUCUUAGGAAAUCUUACAUAACACUUGCACACUCUCUUUCCUGUUGUCUGAUCAUGUCGUUAUGAUUGUUACAUGAUGGACAAAUAAACACCCCCUGCAUACACUUGUGCCGUCACUGACUGACACUUGAGCACAUGUUCAAAAUCACUGACAUUAGAACUCUUAGCUAAACUCACGCUAAUAUACACAGAGAGGAGGAAAAUGAUCACACAUUCAAAGGGGUAAUGUAAACGCAUAGGGCACACACAUACACAAAAAGGGUAAGUUAUGAUAAUACACUUAUCAAACCCAAAAUCCAUUCACAAUUCACAAGCAUUCAUGUAUACAUCAAAACUAAAGAAGAAAAAUCCAAGUCUGAUUAACUUGAUAAUUGCCAGUGAUGUAAUGAUGAUGUAAUGCUCCCUCUCUACCAGAAGGGGCACCAUCCGAUGU